Hirsutella rhossiliensis is the source of this 675-nucleotide messenger RNA. RefSeq lists its product as uncharacterized. The record is from RefSeq and is a predicted model, not a curated record. The coding region runs from base 1 to 675 and encodes 224 amino acids. Lineage: Eukaryota; Fungi; Ascomycota; Sordariomycetes; Hypocreales; Ophiocordycipitaceae. The transcript is spliced from 2 exons.
AUGCUCGAGAUCGUCGCCACCGUUACUAGCACGAAGUGCCUCCCCGCCUAUCUAAAGAUAUUCGAGACCGCCGCCGCGGAGGAGCGCGAGGCCUCCGGCACACCAGGAACUCGCAAGUUUAGAGAGACCCUCAAGCGCACCCCGGCUAGGACCGGAGGAUCUAGCACGGUAGACCUCAUAUUCGACGAGCUAUUAGGGAACCCGUUCGCCAGACGCCUAUUCGCCGCCGCCGCGGCCCCGCCCUCCACUCCCUCCAAGCGGGCCAACCCAUUCGCCGAGGACCAGGCCCCGAUGCCGCCCGGACCAUUCCCCAUCGCACCUUUCGUAGUAUGCUACGACAACCCGGGCGAUAUAGACGGCCACACGGGUAUCGUCUACUCCGGGUCGGAAGCGCUGGUCUACGGAGCCCCGGAUGCGGCCGUGAUCUGGGCAAAUCUGUUCGCCGCUAUCCGCAAGGAGGCCGACGCCGACCUCUCGCUCGGCCAGUGCGCCGCCCUCGCCGGAGUGCCCGCCGGCUUCGUCUGUCGGUUCGCUUUCGCCGCCCACCUCCUGGACGACUCGCCCGAGCUCGCUGCGGCAUACCAGAGAGCCGCCCGCGUCGGCCCCCUGCGCACGCUGGCCGCGGCCCGCCCCUAUGCGGCCAACGUAAUGGCCUAUUUCAACUCGUUGGACUAG